CUUUAUGAUAUGUGUUUUAGAAGCACUUACCCAUAAUAAAAAAAUAAAGGUUUCCAGUGUCUCUGGCCUCCCAGAUCUGACCAAUCACAAAGCUGAUUCUGUCGUUCGGCGCCAAUUCCCCUCCUUUUAUGGCUGACGUGAAAACCAGGAGAAAAGGACUACCACCACUACUCCGGAUUGGGUUGGAAAGCGGGCAUGCGCAGUGCGAGUGAUCGCACUUACAGCCUCUUCUACCCUCGCUCCCUAUCGGAAGUUUUGCUACUUAGCUGUAGGACAAAACUUUUAUCUCCUCUACCGUUCUAAGGAAUUAUUGAGGAAGUUAUAUUUAUGGGUAUUUUAAAGUUUAUCCGACAUUGUAAAAGCCACCUUUACUUUCAAACCUAUCUUUUAUAUAAUUUUCCCAAUCGAAGAUUACGAAGAAUGUUUACAUCCUUGUACAUCCAGUAUCAAGAAACACUCUACUGUAGAAGUGUUGCGUUCUAUUUUUCUUUCAAUUAUCUCCUCUGUUAAACACUGUAAGUAACCGUGAUUCAUCACCUGCCAAUCGUAUCCACUGCGUUCUCGGACGCUGAAUAGCCCGCCUUUGCCGCCAUUUUUGCUUUGGUCCCUUCUUGAAGGACGCAAGAUCGUGGGUAGAGGCCAUUUUUCUUUUGGGCAGAGUUGUGGCGAUAUCCAGGCUCCUUGACUGGUGUUCUGUCGCCAUCUUAAGUUUUGGUAGUAGCUUCAAGCUGGCUUCAAACCUUGAGAGGCGCUGUCCAAGUUACGUUUUGUUUGAGCGCUGGCAGCAUUACUGAGCGCGCGGAGAGACGCUGGGAAGGGCAAAGUGAACCUCAAGUAUGAAUUUCCAAAGCUUUUGAGGUGAUUUAUUCUGAUUUUCCACAACUAGAUACUACUACACCAGUGACCCUGGACACUAACAAAACAAAUAAAAGCCCGAACCCAAACUCUGCCACCACCAUAGGUCUGUGAUUACUUUGGAAUCAUUAAGCAUGGCGUCAAAGAAAUUUGCUGUUAAAUGUGGGGAUUUUGCUGUCCUGGUGGAUCUUCAUAUUUUGCCACAAGGUUCAAACAAAGAUACCAGCUGGUUUUCUGAACAGAACAAAGAGGAGGUCUGUUUACUGUUAAAAGAAACCAUUGAUUCAAGAGUUAAGGAGUACUUGGAAAUUCGUAAACAGCGCAAGCCAUCAAAUAUAGAAUUCACAAGAUCCAGUCCGUUGACCUUAAAAGGUUAUGGCUUUCAAAUCACAGCCUAUUUCCUCAAAAGAGGUAUACGCCUUCGCUGCUUUGGUGGUUCACAGAAUCCUGAACUUCGUGUAUUCCCUGAUAGAUUUGUGGUCUGUGUAAGUCAGCUUUCAUGCAGUCAUGAUCUUUCAACACAGAAUGAAGAAUUGACGGAAAGAGCUCUCCAUGGAGUGUCUGAUUAUUUUGCUGAGUGUGCAGAGAGUCCACUUCCUCCCAGUGCAAAGCUCAAGAGAAAUGCCCUGAAAGAAAUUGUGAAAAGAGCUGAAACAAAAAGCAGCAUCGUGAGCAAAUCACAGAGCAGCAGGGACUCUGUGGGAACAUCUAAUGACUCAGUGAUUGCAGAGAUGGCAGUGGGAAGAGGUGGUAGUCCAGCUUCAUCCAGUGCCCCACUGGCGGCCACGGGACAAGCAAAGGAUUACAUAAAGGCAGCUGAGAGCCAGUGGGGGCUCCCUGCUCAAAAGCUGGAAAAUGUUCAUCAGGCCCAGCCAGGAGAAACUAGCAGCCAGCAAAAACCUCAUCCUGGGGAGUGGUUAGAGACAGGGCUUCUAAGCAGGAGCCCUGUCUGGAGAUGUGAGUCAGCAUCACCACGUCCAAAACAAAGUCCACGAGGGGCCAGAACACAACAGAAACGCAGGAACUGCGGCUCUGUGGAAGACUUCGACCACCACAAGAGAGUUUCUUUUGGAAGUGAUUGAUUAGCCCCAAGAGAAAUAAUAGUGGAAAAAAAGCAAAGCUGUCAGAGUUUUACCAAUUUUAGAGCUGUUAGAUCCGGGGUUACUUUUGAAACAAGAUUUGGCAAAAACCAUGUCUAAUGAAGAGUUGCAUGUUUUUGUAUAAAGGACACAUGUACAAAACCAAAGUCAGGGAGGAUCUGUGGUGGGAAGUGGGGGUGGCUGGGAUGCGGGGGGUGGGGCAUGGGAUGGAGACAACUGUACUUGAACAACAAUAAAAAAAAUGUGGGGAAGAAAAAGAGUUGCAUGUUUUGGAAAAUCUCUCCUCCAGACAUCUUCUGUAAAAUAAGCCAGGGCUAGCAGAGCAAACCGGCUCCGCCACAAACACUGAAAGGUUAGCUACGAUUCAUGGCAGCCCAGCCAAGAAAAGGAAGAAAUACGAAAGAGGCCACUGACUUACCAAGGAGGAUUGCAAAGUUGAGGUUGAGAGAUAUAGUGGCCAAACCUAUGAAAAAUGAGAAGGCUGUAUAGAUGCUGUGAUUUCAAAGGAAUUAGAAUGACUUUUUUAUAUAGAAAAAUAUGUCUCUGUGUUAGGGAUAGCUCUCAAAGCAGUCUCCUUCAGGAGCCCACACAAGGUAUGUCCAGAAAGUAUCCAUCCAUGUAAUAUGAAAAAUAGAAACAUUUAUUGAAGAGGAUACAAGAUGUAAGAAACAUUGUACAUAGGACAGUAGUGCCUUGAUCCCCUUCAAAAUAGGCACCUUGGAACCUCACAAGUUCCUUUCAGUCACUAUGAGCUGCCUGGUUGUAUUUUCCUGAAUUCAUGCAUGGUCUGAAAUCUUCCCUCUCAAAGGUGAUUUUAGUGUUGGGAAAAGCCAGAAGUCACAGGGUGCCAGAUUGGGGCUGUAGCGGGGCUGAGUCACCUGGGAGAUUUGAUGUUUUGCCAAAAAACUGUGCCGGAGACAUGAUGCAUGAUGGGGCGAAUUGGCAUGAUGAAGCUGCCAGUCACCAGUUGCCCAUAACUGCAGUCUUCUGAAUCAUGUAAAUAGUUUCCGCAGAGGAAUGUUCAAGCUUAACACAAAAUUUGAUGCAGAUCCAUUGCUGUACUUGCUCAGUGAUUUUGAAUGUGACGGCCACAUAGUACAUGUGCUCACUCAGUGACGCCCCCACUGACUGACCAGUGCAGUGAAAUUGUCAUUGUUCACACAUGGGCAUUCCAGUCCACUCUCCUUGUCUGCUUGUUACGUUGAUUUCACACAAACUGCUCUUGUUAUAAUAGUGGCUGUACUUUUUCCAGACAGACCUUGUAUGCUUAUUCUAACAACAUUGCUACUUUCUCAUCAUACUUUAUAACUGUCUUCAGAAAUUUAUUUUAAUGAUAAACAUCCAUUCAUUUUGUCAGGGACAGCACCAUUCCUGAAGAACUGCAUGAAGAAACCAAUCACAUGUCUCCUGGACACAUGUCUGUACAGACCAUGCAAUGGCCAUGUAAAGAUCAUGCCACAGUGCUGCAGUUGAGUUGCAGGCAUAAAUUUAUUCUCCUGCACCAGCAUCAUUGUCUGAAAAUAUGUUAGAAAUGUGGCAUUUGGGCCCCACCCCAGACUUACUGAAUGAGAAACUGGGUGAUUCUGAAACAGACUCAAGGUCGAGACCCACCGUACUGAUUGGACACUCUCUAGUGUUUAUUUCCUCUAGCCUGGCUUAUCAGCUGGGGCCACAUGUGGACACGUACACCCUUGUGUUCCCUCAAACUUGUAAAGCAUGUGAAUUCAGUAUUUGAGUCACUCUGUUCUCAGGCUCUUAAGUCUGGUAGGCACAGCACCCAGAGAGCUGUUACUUACCUUAAGAAUUGCAGUACCUUCCACAUACACCAGUAACUUGGCCCACCACUGGAAAGCAUGUUAGAGGCUUGUUCUUGCUUGUAGCUCAGGCCUAUCCCUGUCCCUGCCUCUGAGAUUUUGGUUAGAUUCAGUAUGGACUAGAACCCAAGGGGAACUUGGUGGCCAGAGUUUCUGGUUUCCCAUUUGAAAGGCUUCACAGACAGUUCAAAUUUGAAGCAGGAGUCUCAGAUUUGCAGUGUCACGCAGUGGCCUUGUCUCCAGUGGGCUUGCUGAAAUGCCAUGUAGUGAAUCAUAGCAAUGACUCAUUUUGGAUGCAUACCCACUAAAGAUUUCUUUACCUCAAUAUCAUUCUGAAACAGGAAGAAAUUGUCUUUAAAGGCCACCCAUCAGUUAUAUCUCUGGUCAGCACUGGGUGGUCCUUUGAAGUAGCACCUCCCUUUUAACAAGGAAAAUCAAGUGUAUUCCCAUAAGUGUUGAAGUUAGCAGAAAAAUAGCCCAGAAAGAGCCCAGCAAAAUACAAGAAUAUGGAAACAGUGUAAGUUCAUACUUAAGACUAAUUAGUGGUUUCUCCCACCUCACUGUGUCCUUCCCAUGUCUCCUUCCCCCACUUAUAUUGUAGUGUAAGACUCAUUAAGCAGCAGCCAUAUUCCAUGGCAGCAUUUUAUGUCAUGAAGUUCAGUCUUGGUCAACACCCGCCCAUGAGUGUACAUACUGUUCCUUCGAUGCUCCAAACCCUGCCUGGAAACCUGUCCCCUUUCUGUGGCCCCAGCCUUACCACCCCAACUAGGAACAUGGCUUUGCCCACUGGUAUCACUUCCUCUUCCCUCCUAGCUUUUUUCUUACCUCCAGCUGAUUCCAGCAGAAUUCUGCUCACCCAGUAGGGGUCGACCACACAGAAUGGAAACCUCCUGAGAAAGUGGAAGAUGGAUUUCCGCAGCCCAUCCAGGCCCCUCUCUCAGAGUGGACAGUAGCCUGGGUGUUCUUUUCACUGAAGACAGGGCCACUAUGUGUCAUUGAAUCUUCUUAAACAGAAACAGCUAUUGGAACAUUUUAAACACAAAUAACCCAGGUGAUAAGCCAAGAAACAAUAAGUUUCCUGGAAGAGUCUAGAAUAAAGACAGCCAUUCCAGAGCAAUAGCUGCUGCCUGCUGCAGAACAAGAAGGUGAACUUUGAACUAGAGGCAACAGGAAGGUUUUUUUAAAAGAAGUUUUUAUUUCAUUAGUUAACCCGGGCUUGAUGGUUAAGGCCAAUUCUUAUAAUGAUUUUCUUUCAAGAAACAUCUUGGCAUUAGAGUUUGUUGUAUUUGUGGAAAUAACGAUUACUGCGUUGUAAGAGAGAAAAAUAGUGCCACUGGUUGCAGAUUGAUACAGUCUUUCUCGCAUGGGAUUUUAGCAGGGUUAAUGGGUGGAACAGCUCUCCCCUUCUGCACCGUGGCACGUGUUUGAGGAAUUCUGCCUUCUAGCACUUUCCUUCCACAUGUCUGAAACACCCCUGGAUCUCUUGUCAUUUGAGUCGUUGUGUGAUUCUUUGGCUAUUUGGAAGUACAAAAGGGGAAAUGGCGGCAGGGUAGGGAGGGUGUUUUUGCUUAUUAGGUGGGAAAUGCAGGGUUUUCUGCUGCUGGAACUGGUGUAUGUUUUCAUAUUUUAAGUAAUCUUCAUAAUUCUGCAACUGAAAAUCUGGGAUCCUGUCAAUAUUCUUACUCAAAAAGGGACAAGUUCUUCAUCCACUUACUUAAUAACCUAAAAUAAAUGUAUAGUCAAAUCCUAGUAAAUUCUGAUGAUGCUUAGAAGACAUGUGGAUCCACUUUGAUUAAUGUCACAACUUUGAACUCUCAAACUCUCUCAGUGUCAUAGCUUCUAAGUCAUCUCUGUGGGCUUUCAAAUGACUUUUUAAUAGAUUGGGUUUUGCUAAUGUUAUGUCUUCAUUUUUUGUCUUUUAACCAGAAAUGUCUGAGAACCGUCAGUGUGAUUUUUCUUACACAUUUUUCUUUUCAUUGCCACUGGAGGUUAACUGUCAUCCAGUUAUGCAUAUAAAUUGUGAAAUGCAAAGGAGCAAACAUUUGGUGAGAGAGGAGCGAGUGCUGUAGGUUUUUUAUUCACUUAUUUACUAUGGAAAAAGUAGGAAAAUGUUUCUCAUUUUAUAAAAAGCAAGAGUCACAAAAACCCUUUAUAGUUUGAAGUACGGAGAAUAUGGUUAUUCUCUGAAUGAGGUAUCUCAAGAUAGAUUUGGGGGGCAACAGUGAGAUCACAGUUGUUUGUUUCUGGUAUCAAGUUUGGACUUCGUACGAAUUGUUGUACAUAUCAGUGGCCUUUGAUCUCAGAGAGAGCUUGGAGGGCAGAGCAGGAAGGGAAGGAAACCUCUGUGCCAGGAGAAUGGCCUGGGGCCACCGUGUCACUGUCCUCUGCUUCCUUGAGUUCCUCUUGGUAGGCCCCACUGUAAUGUUUCCACAAAAUUCCAGUGAGUGGCCCUCUUUCUGAAGUAGCAAAUGGCUUUCCUAACCACCAAAAAUUCUCUAUUCAGCAUGCUGUGACUUGAAUGUGGAAGUCAUUUAGACUUCUUUUCGUCUCCUUUGAGGAAAUGUCCACGCUUGGUUAGACGAGAGAGUUUAUUCCUUUUUAUUGAAACAGUAAUGAAUUGAAACACG
Messenger RNA from Artibeus jamaicensis (Jamaican fruit-eating bat), 6396 nucleotides. It is a transcript of the gene SLX4IP, whose product is annotated as SLX4 interacting protein. The transcript is spliced from 8 exons. The record is from RefSeq and is a predicted model, not a curated record. Lineage: Eukaryota; Metazoa; Chordata; Mammalia; Chiroptera; Phyllostomidae. Bases 990 to 1937 code for a protein of 315 amino acids.